AUGACACCAAAAUCAUUCACGGGCGGUUGCCAAUGCUCGCUCCUCCGCUACCGGAUCCUAUUUCCUCCUCCUCCAAACACAGUCUCUAUCACGCACUGGUACCUUCCAUCCCUCCCGAAGAAGCAUCGAUGAGCGUACUGAUUCAGACAGCACAUCCCCGAACCACCAAAAAACGCUCACGAGAACAACCCUCCACAUAUCCUCCUCUCAGGUUCAAUUAGUCUCGCUAGCUGCUCCCCCGCCCCCGCCGCCAACCGAUGCUACACAGACACUGCAAGUCCCCAGGAUUCCCAGGGCGGUAUACCUCCCCGACGCGCGGCCCCGUUGUGCGGUGACGGAAGGGCAACCGCCGGGAUAUGAAGACCCGGGAGGACAAAGAGGGGGCGGGGUAGGAUGGCCGUAUCGGGAGUUUGAGUAUAUGGGUGGGAUAAGGGGUUUCUGUGCGCACUGUGGAGGGGUGGUGCUUGUUUGGGGGUGUACUGAUGGAGGCGGUGAUGGCGGUAAUGUCAAGGUGGAGAUCGAAAUGGGGAGUUUGGAUGCGCCGGGGGAGGUUUUCGGGAGUUUUUCUGAUGGGGGUGGGGGGGUUCGGGCCUGUUGUGAC
Tuber aestivum (summer truffle) is the source of this 601-nucleotide messenger RNA. Lineage: Eukaryota; Fungi; Ascomycota; Pezizomycetes; Pezizales; Tuberaceae. The record is from the annotation of a GenBank genome assembly.